UGGUUUUCGUAGUUGUGCAAUCUGAAGGCAACAGCAGUCAUCAGAGGAGCUCCUUAACCUACUUUUGCUUGUUUUUUUCGAAUGCUCUCUCUUGCCACCGGUUAAUAGAUUCGCACUUGGAUUUUAAAUAGCAGGAGGAGGAAAAAAAAGCGCAACGUGAGGUCAUCAUAGCAUGAGUCAACCUUGGCAGCGUAUGUGGUCAUCACUCGGGGCUUGCAAAGUACGCUAUUUUUUACAUUUCCCUGUAAACUAGGAGAGGUUGGAAGGAUGACCGCAAGCAGGAUCCUGACAACGAACGAAAAGUCGCUCGAAGGCUGAGACUGACAAAUUGGAGGCAGGGCAGAAUCCAUUGUUACCUUACCUGCUCAAUCAUGAAAUGGCUAAAGACUUGCAUCAUGGAGCUUUUUGAACUGUGUCCCGUUCACACGUGAUUAACCCCACUUGGGAGAUUUCCUUUUUGGCACAAGGUGGCAGAUGUGCAAGGCCAGACUGUGUUUUACCCAAAUCUUGCAGUCCUGUUUUCCUUUUGGGAUUCUUUCCUGCAUCUGCUGUACUGACUUGCUUAAUCACCACUAUGAACCUGCCUCCUCAGCCAAAGGAGAAGGUUUCAAGGGCUGGCAAACGAAUUACAUUUUUUAAUACCACGGCUGGCGCAGAGCAGUUAAAGGAUGCUCCACAGCUGCAAGAAGAAAUGUACUACAGCCAACAAAAUGCAGUUCACAGUGGUCCAGGUGUCAUAAAUGUUUCCGAUGCGUCAUCUAGGUUCUUUCCAUCUGUAAUAUACAGCACUGGGAAAGGUGAUAGGACUAAAGAUCCUAUUCAACAGAUGGGCUCUUUGAAGUGGAGCCAGGUUGGAAAUGAUUGGACUCAGGGUGGUUCUGGUGCACUUUGGGGACAAAAAAUACCUCCCUACCGAAACAAUCCUUUGGAAAGUCAUGCAGGCAAUCCAGGCUUUGGUGUUCAGGUCUUUUCAAACUUGAGUAAUGAGGCUGUACAACAACCUAAAAGAGGUCAGGAAAAGGCACAGCCAGUCCAAAAUCCUGCUAAGAACUAUCGGGGCCCAAAUCAUUCAGACAUGGAGUGGGAACAGCAGCAGCAGCAACAACAGCAACAACAACAACAGCAGCAGCUGCUGAGCAGAUCAGCAGCUCAGUUUCAGCCUUUCCACCAGAGUCAAAAACAUGGUUCCGUACCUUCUCAGCCAGCUGUGGUCCUGCAACCUUUUCAGGUGGCAUUUGGGUCCCAAAAGCAACAGCUGCCACACAGUUUUUUUUCCGUCUUGUCGACUAGGUCUGCUCCAGACAUGGACUAUAUUGGGCAACCUAAAUCUCAUCAGCAGCUUCAACACCACUUGCAACAGGCACAGCAAAACCAGAUUCUUGAUACAAUGUUUCCAAAGUCCCAGCAGCACCUGGCUUCCCAGACAAUAGGACCUCAGACACUUCUCUCAGUGCCCUUGGGGCAGUUUCCUCCUACUAGUUUAAAUUCUGACCUUCAUGUGUAUUCCAGUACUCUGCAAACAGAGCCACCCUCCAACUACCCUCUGCCAAGGAGGUCGCGCAGACUUUCAAAGGAGAGUGUGCCUCCAGUUGCUGCCAGCCAAGGAGAAAACCCUGGAAACCCUUUUCUUCCGUCCUGGAAUCAAUUAGGCACCUCUUUCCAUCCUCAGUCAGUCAUUCCUGUUUCUAGCACUGGUAAUGCUACCAAUGCUUUGUCCAUACAUAAUGGAGCUUCUGAGGACAGGGCAGUCCCCAAAACUGAUGACAUCCCUGGUGCAACUGUUGGAGUAAUCCAGAGCACAAGAAGAAGAAGAAGGUCCUCGCAGGAAGUCAACCUGCACACUUUAGCACAGAAAGCCUCAGAAAUGGAGUCAAUUCCACAUCCAGCCAUGAAGGAGGUGGACGACAAGAGCAGAUCUUCCAUUGCUCUGGUGGCGACAGGUGGCACUGGACGAUUAGAUGGAGAAGGAGUGGUCGCUAAACGACACCGGGAUGAAAACCUGCUGCCCUUGGUCAUCCCUGUAUCUGUGCCAGUAAAACGUGUGACUGAUGCCUCACUUGAAAAAGAUGAUGCGGAGAAAGAUGGGAGCCAGCGGACUGGACCUUCUGACAGAGGGCCACUGGAGCAAAAGGCUUCAGUCAUUGUCACACGGCGCAGAUCCCUCAGGAAUUCCCUCUCAGAAAGCACAAACCAGGACGAAGAAGUUUCCAAAGAUGAUGAAGGAAAAUCUGGAAUUAAAUCAAAACGACGACCACGCCCAGAGCCACUCUUCAUCCCUCCAAAAACCGGGCCAUUUAUUACCCCUCCUGUGUACUCCAAUAUUACUCCCUAUCAAAGCCACCUUCGUUCUCCAGUGCGGCUCGCAGAUAACCCCUUGGUCCUUCCCCCUUAUACCCCACCUCCUAUUCUUAGCCCUGUUCGUGAAGGCUCAGGCCUCUAUUUUUCUGCUUUCCUGUCAUCCAGCUCUAGCAGUCUCCCUGUUCCGCCAGCUGCCACCCCAAAAUCUGCAACACGCAGUCUUCUUCGAUCUAACAGCUCAGAAAUCACACCCCCUAUCCUCCCAAUUAUGGGAGAUGCGACUCCAGUCAGCAUAGAACCGAGAAUAAACAUUGGCCCUAGGUAUCAGGCUGAGAUUCCUGAACUCAGAGAUAGGGCACAAGCACACCUGGAUCUUCACAAGGCUGAGCUGGUGUGGACUCCACUUGAGCAGCAAAAAGUGUACAGCGAUGAACCAGUACAUAACUUAAUGGACCUAGCAUGCUCAAGUGUGCUGCAUGGAGGAGGCACUAACCAAGAACUAGCUUUACACUGCCUUCAUGAAGCAAAAGGAAACAUCAUGGAAGCACUGACUCUGCUUUUGCUGAAGAACCCAAUAUUUCCCAAAAGCCAUCCUCUUGCAGACUAUCAUUAUUCAGGUUCAGAUAGCUGGUCACCUACAGAAAAACAAUAUUUCAAUAAAGGGAUCUCUGCCUACAAAAAGGAUUUUAUCCUAGUUCAAAAGCUGGUCAAGACAAAGACAGUUGCACAGUGUGUGGAAUUUUACUACACCUACAAGAAACAAGUGAAGAUUGGUCGCAAUGGGACACUUAUCUUUGGUGAUUGUGAUACUUUAGAAGGAAAGAAUGUUCAGGACGAUGCUGAAAUUAAUGUAAAGGGAUCACAAAGAUGUGAUGUACCUCAAAGGGAACCUCAUAAAAAUGAGGAAGUAAAUGGGAAUAUGUGGGUUGAACCUUCUGAAAGAAGACAGAACUCUACCCAAGGUCUAGCAACACAAACACUAAGAACUUCAGAAAAUACUGAUGGUAACCAGCUUCCAAGGAGUCACACCCUUCCUUUAGAGACAAAGCCCGAAGCUCCUGGCCAAAUAGUACAGCCACAUCUUUCAAAAACAUAUAGAGAGCCUCCUAUCACUGAAAAAAAGAAAACCGAGAUGGUUAGCAAAGUGCAGGUGCCGGAGACUACCUUCCCAUGUAAAAAAUGUGGCAGGGUAUUUUACAAGGUUAAGAGUCGAAGUGCCCAUAUGAAAAGUCAUGCAGAACAAGAGAAGAAGGCUGCUGCACUAAAGCAGAAGUUGGCAGAAGAACAGGCUGCUGCCAGAGCACUGGCAGCACAAAGGAAUGGUGCGCAGCGUGACACAGGCAGCAGUGAUGAGGAUUCGGAGGAUGGAGAGGAUGACGAGGACGAUGAAGACUGGCACUAAUGGCACACCAGUAAUUAAGAAGCCACCAAUCCCAAAACUGCAAAAUGGCCUUCAAAGGUCAUCAAGGCUUCCCUCGGUCGCACAUGUUAUAGAGGAAUAUUUCUCGCUGCUUUUUUAUCUUAAUUGUUGUCUUACCUGCCUCUGUCAUGGCAAGAUAACCAAUAUUAUAUAACUUUUUUUUUUUUUUUUUUUUUUUUUAAUUUAUUCAAGAGUUGUAAAGAUUGUCAAGAAGAGCAUCAGCACCUAAUCCUCCUACUCCAGUGAUACAGACUGUACAGUACAGAUUUCUGAUUCCUUCCCUCCAUUCCCAGCACCUCUCACUCUUAUAGCACUUUGGGAUGGCGAUGCUUAACUGUGAGCAAUUUAUCUAGUGCUGCUGUUGAUAUUCAGUUACUGGUGAGGAGAGGGCAUCCAUUCUUACUUUAGUUCUGCUGUGCUUUUGGGUUCAAUAGCACAAAAAAAGAAGCCAAGUUGGAAAAUGUAUUUCCACUUCAACAACUGUGUGUUGUGUGUGCUUUUUCUUUUUUCCUUUUUUUUUUUUUUUUUUUAAAUGAUUAUGCCUUGGGUGUUUUUAAGGUUAUUUUGUGCAAGACAAUCAAGUUUUGAAAGUUAUUUUUAAAUCUGAAUAGUCAUUUGUUGUUGUUAUUAUUAUUAUUAUUAUUAUUAUUAUUAUUAUAUUAUUACUGUAACUGUUGUAAAUAGAGCAAGCAAGUUCUCUAUUCAUAUGGCUAUUUUUUGGUUAUCUGAAUUGAAUUUAUAAGUGCAAUAUAAGAGUGAUGAAGAGCAUUUUUAGAGAUAAUGUAAGGCUUGGAGCUCAUUUGUUUAUUUUGCAAAAAAAAAAAAAAAAGGUUUUGGAGAAAAAUACAUAUAUAUAAUUAAAAAAACAGCAACAACUACAGGCAAGUAUUGCAGCUGUAAGUAGCCUUUUCACAUUGAGUGGAAUAGCAUAGUGUGAAAGGCUGACCUGGGGUACUUCAUUUCAUAACAUUAAAAAGGGACAUGCCUAAAGGGAAAGGGGUACACUUAGCACCAGGACAAACAUUCAAAAUUCAGGCAAUUGUUUAUUAUUUAGUGGCUUUUAGAAGUCACUGAUUCAGAAUUAUGAGCACAAAACCUGUUUUUCUUUUGUUGUCAUUUUAAAAUGAUGUUGUAGAGGGCAGAUUAUUAACCUGUGUUGUAUUGAAACGUUACAGAUUAAUGGUCUGUUUUUUUUUCCCCCCACCAUAGCCUUCCCCAUCAAUAAUGCAGUCCCUUUUUCUGUACCAGAAAAAUAUUGAUUAUUGUUCAAUUUGGUAAUUCAUGUUUAAGUGGAAUAUGACAGACCAGUAAUUCACGGUCUUAAUUGUUCUUACGUUAGAAAAUUCUUGAUCCAUGAUGCACUUUAAUCUCAUUCCAGUUAGAAAAUGACAGCUAUUAUUGAUUAGCCCAUCCACUUGCGUAUUCCAAUAGGAAGUACAACCACUCAUGGAAAGAGAGAAAAAUUAGGGGUUCCAUUAAAUAAAUGAGAAAAAUGUUUCUUCUCUUAAAUAAUCCACUCUUGCCAUACUUGUACUCUGAUGAUUAAAGUAGUCAUCAGGAUAAGCAAGUUUGAAAAUGGAUGGUUGGGAGAUACCAUGUUAGUAGUCACUCCAUUUAAAAUAAGUAUUGUUACUACAGAUUAAAUUCAUAUCCAUAAACUGUUUUCAUGUAUAUCCCAAAACAUUUUAGGCUACUUAUUCAAUCCUCAUACUAAGAACAGUACACGAGUACUUCCUUUUUUAUGACAUACUGUAAAUGCUCAUUUGGAACAGAAGGCCAGAUGAAUGAUUUGUUGAGGGGAAAGUAAGUGAUGGGUAAUAAUCAUCUACAUCUAAACCUCUAAUAUGGUGACAUUCUAUUCAUAAAUUGUUACACACAUAACCUUAAAUAUCUCGCUUUUGACUUUGACAGUUUAUUUGUGCUACUUUUUCUGUUUUCACCAUUAGCAGAGCAUCACCAUUGACAUUUGACACCAUUUACUUGUACUGUGUCAAAUCAAUACCCGUUUCUUAGACCUUGAAGUUCAAAGUGUUUUUUGUUGACUGAAAGGGAUGUUGAAGAUGAAUAUGUUACAUAUGAGCUGACAUGACUUAUCUUACAUCUAAAACUUGUUGUACUGCAACACUUGUGUCUGGUACCCUGUCUGAUUUCUGUUUUCUGUUCUAAGUUAUGUUGAGAUGAAGUGGGUGGAUAGUGUACAGCACAUCCUGCCAACUCUGUGCAAAACUCAGAGCAGAAACAGCAGAACUCCACGCUUAUCUGCUCAAGAGCUGCUUUAAUUAAAGUGGAAGUUGAUGGCCACUACCCCAGAAUCUCUGCUUAGGACUCCAGUAUUCCCUGCCGUAAUUCUAUAAUGAGAAGAGAAAAACAAACAAAAAAAGCAGUUUGGGCCUGUAAAUGUUUCAUUUGUUUCUGUUUUGCAAUUAUUUUUCUUUCUUUCCCCCCGACCCCCCAACAACAGAAAAAUGCAUUGCCAAAAUGGCACUGUAAUUAAUGAAAAGCAAAUUAUUUAAAACAAAAGCAAAACAAAACGCUAAGCCUGUGCUUGCUUCUUGUAAACUCAUAAGGGGCUUAAACACAGAAGGUUUAUAUGUAAUAUAUAUAUAUAUAUAUAAAUAUAUAUAUUUAAAUAUAAAAAUAUAUUGUUCACAUUUUAUAUAGUAUUUUGAUAAAAAAAAUUAUACACUAAUGUUACUGUAAACAGGCUGAGUCGUUUGUGUUCCUGCAGUGUAACAUACGUUCCUCCAUUUUGAUUUGUUUUAUUUGUGUUUUAAGUAACAAAAAAAAAAGCCUUUUAUUAAAGCAAAGUUUUGUUGUG
Messenger RNA from Polypterus senegalus (gray bichir), 6536 nucleotides. It is a transcript of the gene mideasb, whose product is annotated as mitotic deacetylase associated SANT domain protein b. Lineage: Eukaryota; Metazoa; Chordata; Cladistia; Polypteriformes; Polypteridae. The coding region runs from base 575 to 3700 and encodes 1041 amino acids. The transcript is spliced from 13 exons. Gene Ontology annotation, molecular function: transcription corepressor activity. Gene Ontology annotation, biological process: regulation of transcription by RNA polymerase II; negative regulation of DNA-templated transcription. Gene Ontology annotation, cellular component: histone deacetylase complex; transcription regulator complex. The record is from RefSeq and is a predicted model, not a curated record.